AUGAGGCAGGAUGGAAGAGAUGAAGGGUCGGAUAGUGAGGAUGAUGACCCAGUGUGCCCCCCGAUACACUUCACCGCCGCUGAGGAGAGAAGGUUCUGCAGGCAAUAUAGAUCUGCCCUAGUGGUGAAAGUGUUGAGGAGAUCGGUCUCGUAUACCGGGAUUGCAACUAGGUUGAAUGCUAUAUGGGCAAAGGCGGGGUCUAUCCAAGUGGCGUCGGCAAAGAAUGGCUAUUAUCUUGUACGUUUCACCAGCGGCCUUGAUUAUGAACGAGCCACUACAGGAGGUCCGUGGACGAUGGGUGACCACUAUCUUACGGUGCAUAUGUGGGAUAAGAGCUUUAACCCUUACCGCCAUGAAAUACUUUCUACAAUGGUUUGGGCUCGUCUACUUGAUCUACCGGCGCACUACUUCCACCCGGAAGCAGUGAUGAAGAUAGGUAAACGUAUUGGGAAGCCGAUCCGAGUAGAUCACGCGACAAGUACGGGAGCUAGAUUGGACUAUGCGAGAAUAUGUGUUCAGGUGGACCUGACUAAGCCCCUUUUGUCUCAGUUCAGGAUUCACGGAAUUAAGUACUUCAUUCAGUACGAAAUCGGAGAAGCGGAUCCAAACAGUUCGAAUAACUUUCCCAAGUCCCAACUCUCAGGCGGUAUAUACAAGAACAGCCAAGUCAUUUUGAUUAGCAUGACAAAGCAUUCUCAUUCUCCCCUAAGUUGUUGUCUAUUUUUACGAAAAUUUCUUAAGAAAUUACUUUGUCCUUUUGACUUGGUCACCCUGUUCAUUAGUGCCGGAGGUGAAUUGUGGUUGCGGCGGCGGGUAAUGGCAGCACGCAGCAGCGAAUGGUGGCGACUGGAUAUAUUUUUAUGCUAG
Molecule: messenger RNA, 867 nt
Organism: Linum tenue
Lineage: Eukaryota; Viridiplantae; Streptophyta; Magnoliopsida; Malpighiales; Linaceae
Source: the annotation of a GenBank genome assembly